Molecule: messenger RNA, 385 nt
Organism: Tuber aestivum (summer truffle)
Lineage: Eukaryota; Fungi; Ascomycota; Pezizomycetes; Pezizales; Tuberaceae
Source: the annotation of a GenBank genome assembly
AUGGCCACCGCUACCAUCGCUGCUCCUCCCACAGACCCCGAGUAUCCUCAUUCGCUGUCAGUUCGGCUUCCUCCCGUCCAUCCCCACCGUUUGCCCCACUGACAUCCCCCGCCGCGUUGUUUGUAGCACCAUAUCCCUGCCCCUCCCUUCUCAUCAUCUCGCAGAUACAAUUCAACGGGCCCUCAACGUAGACCAGGAGAUAUCUCCAUUGGUCCAGAGAACCUACACCGCUGCACCUGAUUCCCCGAUCCUGCGAAUCCACUACAAAGCGACGACCGCACGAAUGCUCCGGGUAGCCACAAAUGGCAUGUUUGAAAGUCUAGGAACCGUACUCAGGGUGUGCGAGGAGCUGGAUGUGGACGUUCUAGAGAGGGAACUGGGAGAA